AUGAUCAAACGAUGGGUGAUUCUACUUUUUCUUGUAUCAGCAGCCGUAACAAUCAACUUUCCACCACUCAACUUACAUAUUGGUACGGGUGGUAAUGGUUAUGGUGUAGGAAGUUUACCUCUCGGUGCGCAAAGUCCGUAUGGUGCUCUUCGAGUAGGUCCUGAUACGAGCAAUACAUUGGAUAUUCCAAUAAUAUUCGAACAUUGUGGUGGCUAUCAUUAUGAUGAUAGCUAUAUCAAUGUUUUUUCACAUACGCAUAUGGUCGGUGCUGGUCUUCAAGAUUAUGGUGAAGUUGGCGUUUUUCCAAUUCAAGUCGAUGAUAAUGCUCAUCUACAAUAUAUGAUUACAAGUAGAUUUAAUUAUCGAAGUACAUUUAUACAUGGGCGUGAACAUGUUGAGCCGGGUUUCUAUCAAGUCUAUCUCGAUACACAUGAAGUUAAUGUUGAAUUAACUGCUACCGAACAAGUCGGUAUUCAUCGAUAUUCAUUCGAUAAAUUCAAUAAACCAUAUCGUGUUAUACUUAUAGAUAGCAGCUAUACACUACAUACAAAAGCUUGUAAUCAAAGUUAUAUCAAUAUCGAUUCAAGCAAAAAUGAAAUAACUGGUUCGAUUCUUUUCCAAGGACCUUUUUCUAAACUUGAUGGUGGUAUCACAACAUAUUUUGUUAUUACAUUUGCGAAUAUGACAAAUUUCGGUGUUUGGAAAGAUGGUCAACUAGCACCGGGACAAACAACGACCAAUGGAUGUUCAUCAGGUGCUUAUGUUAUUUUACCUGAUGACCAACAACAAGCAACAGUUUAUGUUGCUAUUAGUUUUAUUUCACGUGAGCAAGCACAUAUCAAUAUAAAAAUACAAACUAAUCUACAAUCUUUCGAUGCUAUUCGUGAACUUGUACAACAAAAAUGGCUUGAUGAAAUAUCUCGUUUUGAGGUUAGUGCUCAAUGGAAUCCCGAAGCUGAAAUUAAAUUCAAUACGGCUAUUGUUCAUUCACUAUCAAGUCCAACACAAUGGGACGAAUCGAAUGGUGUCUAUUUAGGUGUUGACGGUCAAGUUCAUACGAAACCUGACUACAUGGAACAUAUCUAUACAGAUUUAUCAAUAUGGGAUAUUUUUCGAACACAAAUACCUUUCAUUAUAUUUCAUGAUUCACAACGAGGUAAUGAUAUUAUUCAUUCGAUUAUGCUUAUUGUUGAACAAGGUGGUGAUUUGCCAAUGUGGCCAUUUGCUAAUAUUUAUACAAACUGUAUGAUCGGUUCACAUUCUGAUAUUAUAUUAAGUGAUUUAAUUAUGAAACAGGAGCAUAAUAUUCAUCUCAAUAUGACUCAAGUUAUUGAAGCAUUACGAAAAGUAGCUAAUAAAGUACAAAAACACGAUAGUCGUUUUGAUCCACCUACAUACAUAAAAUAUCAGUAUGUACCAUUUGAAAAUGAUACUUAUGGGGCAUCACGUACAUUAAGCUACGCAUAUGAUGACUGGGCCAUCGGUAAUAUUAUGCAUGCUGCAGGUCUUACUGAUGAAGCUCAAGAAUAUUAUAAUAGAUCUCUAUGGUUUGAAAAUAUAUUUGAUAAUAAAACAAAAUUUUUCUGUCCUCGAGAUACUAUUGGUAAAUUGCAUUGUCCAGCCAAUGAAAUUGAACAACUUAAUCUAUUCGAUAAUCGUUAUGUUGAAGGCGAUGCAUGGCACUAUCGGUUCUUUGUACCACAUAAUACUCAUCGUCUUAUUGAUUUAUUUGGUGGUUCGAACAAAUUUGUUGAAGAACUUGAUAAGUUUUUUACACUAAGUCGACUAUGGAAAACAACAGUAAUACCAAAUCCAUAUUAUUGGGCAGGAAAUGAACAUGAUUUAUUUUCUGUUUGGCAAUUUAACUAUGCUAAUCGAUCAGAUCUUACUCAAAAGCAUGCACGUUGGCUAGUUGAUCAUGUUUAUACAACAGAACCUGGCGGAAUACCAGGCAACGAUGAUUAUGGUACAAUGUCAGCAUGGUAUAUUUUUGCUAGUUUAGGUUUCUAUCCAUUAGCCGGUUCAUCGACGUAUUUGAUCGGUAGUCCUUCAUUUGAUCGUAUUACAAUUCGUCGUAAUAAUGGUCAAUGUACACUUAAAAUUAUUGUUCAUGAUAAUUCCCCAGCAAAUAUUUAUGUUAAAAGUGUAUUACUCAACGGUAAAAUUCUAUCAACAUUUCCAUUCAUCGAUCAUGUCAAUGAUCUUCGAUGUUCUACUGGAACAUCAUUAGUACAACUUGAAUUUUUUAUGUCAUCGACAUUUUCAGUUAAUGAAUAG
This is a messenger RNA of Adineta steineri, 2277 nucleotides long. NCBI's taxonomy places the organism in Eukaryota, Metazoa, Rotifera, Eurotatoria, Adinetida, Adinetidae. The record is from the annotation of a GenBank genome assembly.